AUGGCCACUGCCAGGUCCAAAGUGGACCUGGCAGAAAUUGGCAUCGCCUCAUUGAAGCCCAGGAGGGCGAUGAUGGGGGCCAUCAUAUUGGAGGUUCCCGGCGCCGACGGAGCCGCCAAGAUCACCGUCCUCGCCGCAAAAGUGGCAGAAGAGCUGGCGGGAACCGGCGUAAAAGUCGCGCGCCCAGUCAAGAAGGCUGACUUAAGGAUACUGGUCGAUUCGACCACACCAGCAGAUGUCGCUGCAGCUGUUGCCCUCGUGGGAGGGUGCAGCGAGGGGGAGGUGAAGACCGACGAGAUUCGGUCCUUCCCCUCGAGACUUGGCAACCUCUGGGUCCAGUGUCCUGCCGCGGCCGCAUGCAAAGUUGCGGUCGCGGGCAGGAUAACUGUCGGCUGGGCCCAGGUAGCUGUAGAGGCACUGCGCGCCCAGCCUCUGCAGUGCUAUCGAUGCUUUGGUGUUGGCCACACCAGGCAGCGGUGCACGGCUGCCGAGGACAGGUCCGACUGCUGCUAUGGAUGCGGCAGUCGGGACUAUAAGGUGACAAGCUGUCCGGACGUCCAAUUGCCCGCUUUGUGCAGGCGCGGGCAAGCCGGCGGGCCAUGCGUGCAGCCGGGCGUGUCUCGCCAGUGCGAGGCGAGGCAGGGGAGGCGGUCAAAGGCCGUCUAA
Molecule: messenger RNA, 666 nt
Organism: Megalopta genalis
Lineage: Eukaryota; Metazoa; Arthropoda; Insecta; Hymenoptera; Halictidae
Source: RefSeq, a predicted model, not a curated record